Molecule: messenger RNA, 474 nt
Organism: Linum trigynum
Lineage: Eukaryota; Viridiplantae; Streptophyta; Magnoliopsida; Malpighiales; Linaceae
Source: the annotation of a GenBank genome assembly
AUGUUGGCAACCGAGAAAGCAAGGGCAGCAACAGCUGUCUUCUCCGCAAUGACACCAUCUGCGGUAGCCGUUCCUCCACCAGUCGAGGCAAAGGCUAAUAUCGCAGAGCCACCAGCCACGAAAGAAGUUUCCACACCACCAACAGCUGUCGCGACUCAAGCACAACCACCACCGUCUGCUACCGUUGAAGUUGCCGCUAGCUUGCUCAAGAAGAAGAAGAUGAAUGAGGCCGUCGCAUCUGUCCAUGUCCUCGAAAUGGCGAUAGCACCCGCCUCCGUAGAAGAACUACAGACGGAUGGUAUGGAGGAGAGGGUAAUGCGUGGUCUCGCCAAGAAUUGGCGAUUCCGGAAGAAGAGGAGCACGAGAGCUCUCCUCCCAGCGAACGUCGACGCGGCGGGGACGGCUAGGAACUCGGAGACCAGGAUCGACGGGGAAGCCACAUCGAGCAGAGCCCCCAGUCGCUAUCUUUCUUGA